AUGGGUUCCAUUUCCACACAAGCACCCGUGGCGCCGCCACCGUCCAGCAAGACGACAUACAAAAUCGCCUCGAUCCCCGCCGACGGGAUUGGGCCAGAGGUGAUUUCGGCGGGAAUCCAAGUCCUCGAGACGCUGGCCGAGACAUACGGCACAUUCCACUUCGAUUUUACGCACUUCGACUGGUCGAGCGAGACAUACCUCCAAACGGGACGAUAUAUCCCCGAAGGCGGACUUGACAAACUACAAACAUUCGACGCCAUCCUGUUCGGCGCGGUAGGCGACCAGCGUGUGCCGGACCACAUCUCACUUUGGGGCCUACGGCUCGCAAUCUGCCAGGGAUUCCAGCAGUAUGCAAACGUGCGGCCGACGCGGAUUUUAAAGGGCGUGACGUCGCCAUUGGCGGCGUGUCAACCGUCAGAGUCCGAGACGAACCGCCAGAAACUCGACUGGGUCAUUGUGCGCGAGAACAGCGAAGGCGAAUACGCCGGCCAAGGUGGACGGUCGCACGUGGGACAGCCAUGGGAGACGGCGACCGAAGUCAGCAUCUUCACGCGCCACGGAGUGGAGCGCAUCAUGCGGUUCGCAUUUGAAGUGGCGCGAUCCCGGCCGCGCAAGAAGUUGACCCUGGUGACCAAAUCCAAUGCCCAGCGCAACGGCAUGGUUCUGUGGGAUGAAGUGCACAAGGUUGUGGCUGCCGAUUACCCGGACGUCGAAAGUGACAAGAUGUUGGUUGAUGCCAUGACCUGUCGCAUGACCUUGCAGCCCGAAUCCAUCGAUACCGUCGUCGCCACCAACUUGCAUGCCGAUAUCCUUUCGGAUUUGGCGGCCGCGUUGGCAGGCAGCAUCGGUAUCGCGCCCACAAGCAAUCUAGACCCGACGAGACAGAGACCCAGUAUGUUUGAGCCCAUUCACGGCUCUGCCUGGGACAUUGCCGGUAAGGGCGUCGCCAAUCCCGUCGGCACGUUUUGGACUGCAGCAGAGAUGGUCAAGUGGUUGGGCAGGGAUGAUGCAGCCGACUUGUUGAUGACCGCCGUGGAGAAUGUCUUGCAACAGGGUGUCAAGACUAGAGAUCUCGGCGGUAAGGCCGGCACCAAGGAGGUUACCGAUAACGUGUGUGCUGAGAUCCGACGAUUGGCUAAGGAGCGGAAUUUGGCUUCGGCGUCUGGCUCGAAGAAAUGA
Exophiala dermatitidis NIH/UT8656 is the source of this 1179-nucleotide messenger RNA. Its product is annotated as tartrate dehydrogenase. The transcript has a single exon. Bases 1 to 1179 code for a protein of 392 amino acids. Gene Ontology annotation, molecular function: oxidoreductase activity, acting on the CH-OH group of donors, NAD or NADP as acceptor; magnesium ion binding; NAD binding. The record is from RefSeq and is a predicted model, not a curated record. Lineage: Eukaryota; Fungi; Ascomycota; Eurotiomycetes; Chaetothyriales; Herpotrichiellaceae.